GGAGGCGGGAAGAUGGCGGCUCGGGCCCCUGUGAGGAAGGGGCGGCGGCGGUGGCUCCCGCUGCUGCUUCUGCUGGCGGGAGGAGUCGCGGCUGCCGGGAAGAUGAAGGUGGUGGAGGAGCCCAACAGCUUCGGGCUGAACAACCCCUUCCUGCCUCCCUCCAACCGGCUUCAGCCCAAAGCCGGCCCCUCCCCGAUCUCAGGGCCUGAACAUCUUUUUAAGCUGGCGGGCAAAUGCUUUGGUUACGUGGAAUCUACGUAUAAAUACGAGUUCUGCCCAUUUUAUAAUGUCACCCAACACGAGCAAACUUUCCGAUGGAAUGCCUACAACGGAAUUCUCGGAAUAUGGCAUGAAUGGGAAAUUGAAAACAACACUUUUGUUGGUAUGUGGAUGAGAGAAGGAGAUUCUUGUGAAACAAAAAAUAGAGAAACAAAGGUACUUCUUGUAUGUGGAAAAAACAAUAGAUUGGCUCAAGUAUCUGAACCAAGCACUUGCGUUUAUUCUCUUACAUUUGAAACCCCACUUGUUUGUCACCCACAUUCUCUUUUAGUGUACCCAACCUUGCCUGAAGCUCUUCAGAGAAAGUGGGAUGAAGUUGAGCAGUUGCUUUAUGAUGAAUUAAUCACAAAACAGGGAUACAAGAAAAGGUUGAGAGUGCUGUUUGAAGAAGGCUCUCUUUUAAAAUCGACAAGAGACAAAAAGGAGAAGGACGCUCAACUUCGACAUUUGGAAUUUGACUCUGUAGAAAAGUGCAACAAGGAAUAUAAGCGACUUUCUAAUGAUCUGCAGAAAUUGUCAGAUUUACUAACCCAGCAUGGAAUUGCAUAUGAAACUGUCCUAUUUGGAAACAAAGAUGAUAAUCGCAUUACGCAAGCAGUCGGGAUAAAAAAGUCAGAUCUUAGUACUGUUUCAAAUGCUGACAAGCACUUGAAUGGAGAUGCUGAAACUCGGCACAAUGCCUUGUGAGAAAAUUGAAUUGUCCGCCUUUCCCAGCUUCGAGAGCCUUACAGCAAAAGAUGUUGUGGGAUGACUUCAGCUGCUAGACUCCAUUCCUUUCUGGAUAAUUGCAACUGGAGCCCCAUUUAGGCAUCACGAACAUGGAACAAGCAGCACAGUAUUGACAAUCUUACAUGUUCGACACUCACACUGGUGCUGCAGUGGCACUUCUCAGUGGGAGUUGGGAGAGUAUCUUGUCUUGGAUCUUUGAAUAAAGAUACAGAGUUAUAA
Protobothrops mucrosquamatus (brown spotted pit viper) is the source of this 1227-nucleotide messenger RNA. RefSeq names its product N-acetylglucosamine-1-phosphate transferase subunit gamma (gene GNPTG). Gene Ontology annotation, cellular component: Golgi apparatus. The record is from RefSeq and is a predicted model, not a curated record. The transcript is spliced from 12 exons. Lineage: Eukaryota; Metazoa; Chordata; Lepidosauria; Squamata; Viperidae. Bases 13 to 966 code for a protein of 317 amino acids.